ACACAGAAACACACACACAGACACACACUUACAUUAUCAUCAAAAAGAACAAUAGAUAGAUAGUGAGAGAGAUUUAGGCACAAUGUAUCUUCCUCUUCUCAGUCUUCUGCUUCUAGCUUCUUGCUUGACACAUCAAGCUUUCGGCCGUGGUCGUGGCCGGUCACCACCGGAAGGAAGCUCCGACCCUUCUUCUCGCAUCACAGUCGUCGGCGUUGUCUACUGUGACACGUGUUCUAUCAAAACUUUCUCAAGACAGAGCUAUUUCUUACAAGGUGUGGAAGUUCAUGUGAGCUGUAGAUUCAAAGCGAGCUCACCGAAAACAGCAGAGGAAGUGAACAUAUCAGUGAACAGAACAACAAACAGAAGCGGCGUUUACAAGCUCGAGAUCCCUCACGUCGACGGCAUCGACUGCGUCGACGGAAUCGCCAUAGCUUCUCAGUGCAGCGCCAAGCUCCUCACAACCUCCGACGACAACGCCGGCUGCAACGUCCCUGUUUUCCGAACGGCGUCCAACGAAGUUUCCGUCAAAUCGAAGCAAGAUCGUGUCUGUAUCUACAGCUUAAGCGCACUCAGCUACAAACCUUCACACAAAAACACAACUUUGUGCGGCGGCGGCGGCGGCGGCGGAGGAAAGAAACAUCACCGGCGAGUGAGAGUGGAGGAGGAGGAAGAGAAGAAAUUGAGAGAUUCGAAAUUCUUCUGGCCUUAUCUGCCGCCGUAUUGGUUUCCUUGGCCGUACCCGAAUCUGCCGCCGUUGCCGACUCUGCCGCCGCUUCCGUCAUUGCCUUUCCCUUUUCUUCCUUUCGGAAACCCUAAUCCGGCAUUGCCGGCGUUUGAUUGGAGAAAUCCCAUCACUUGGAUACCUUAUCUUCCUCGUUUUCCUCCCGGCGAUAGCAAUCCUUAGGCGAUCAGAUUCUCUUCCACAUUUUGGCUCUCGUCUUCUCCAUCUGCUCUGUUUUUUGUUUUUGUUUUCUUGUGCUCUGUUCGAUCGGGGUUGAUUGUGUUUGUGUGUGAAUGAUUUACUUGUUAAUGUGUAAAUUAUUCUUCAAUUACAGAAGAUAAAGGAUUUGGUUCGAGGAGGGAAGUUUUGAUGGACUUAUUGUUAAUUCAGAUUU
This is a messenger RNA of Eutrema salsugineum, 1115 nucleotides long. RefSeq lists its product as uncharacterized. The transcript is spliced from 2 exons. The record is from RefSeq and is a predicted model, not a curated record. The coding region runs from base 83 to 904 and encodes 273 amino acids. NCBI's taxonomy places the organism in Eukaryota, Viridiplantae, Streptophyta, Magnoliopsida, Brassicales, Brassicaceae.